Asparagus officinalis (garden asparagus) is the source of this 961-nucleotide messenger RNA. RefSeq names its product probable WRKY transcription factor 41. NCBI's taxonomy places the organism in Eukaryota, Viridiplantae, Streptophyta, Magnoliopsida, Asparagales, Asparagaceae. The record is from RefSeq and is a predicted model, not a curated record. Bases 23 to 787 code for a protein of 254 amino acids. The transcript is spliced from 3 exons. Gene Ontology annotation, molecular function: DNA-binding transcription factor activity; transcription cis-regulatory region binding. Gene Ontology annotation, cellular component: nucleus. Gene Ontology annotation, biological process: regulation of DNA-templated transcription.
UCUACUGACGGAAAAGGCGAAAAUGGUGAAGAGCAUGAAUAUGCUAUUGAAUGAGUUGGCUCGUGGAUAUAAGCUAGUUAGGGAGCUUGAUGCCAAGCUCAACCUAGAUUCAAUUGAGUUAUGCGCGUCGCUUGUACAGGAUAUACUUGAUUGUUUUGAGAACGUCAUGGCCAUGGCCAAAGCAAAUGCUCCUACAGGCUCCCCUCGGUUGUUUACCCUAAGUCCACAACAUGGGGUUUCAGAGCAGCCAUUUAAAGCUGAGCACAAGGAGAUGGCAUCGAAGAAGAGGAAAAUGCAGAGAAAAGGGACGAGUCGGCAGGUUAAGUUGGGAUCAGGGCCAGAAGCAGAAGGGCCAUUGGAUGAUGGGUUUAGCUGGAGGAAAUAUGGACAGAAGGAGAUCCUUAGAACUAAACACCCAAGAGGAUACUUCAGGUGCAGUCACCGCCAGUCUCAGGGCUGCCUGGCAACGAAGCAGGUUCAACAAUCCGACGACAAUCCAACGAUCUUCGAAGUCACUUACAGAGGAUCCCACACUUGCCAGCGGACGUCAUCACCGCAGACGAGCCUCAAGGUUAAAAGUGACAACCUGAACUACAAAGUUCCAGCGCCGACACAUUCAUCAUCCUUCUCAUUCCCAUCCACGCCCAUCAUCGACUUCACUGAGACCCUCUCUGCAAUGACAUCCGCGAACAGUUCUCCGAUGAUGGACGUCGAUUUCCUGAUGCACUCUUCGUCAGAGCUCGGUGUGACUUUUGAUGCAUUUGAUGCUUCAAACUUCCUCUUAUGAUUGUAGGCCAUGUUCAUGUAAAUGCAUCCUCCUCCUAGGGCUUGAAGGUUUAUUUUGGUUUAGGUAGAGUGUCUUCAAUUUGUAAUGAUCAAUAAAAGUAUGAUUAAAAUUUGGCAGUCCUGUGUUUAGCAUUGAGCAAAACUAAGAGAGUGUUCGGGGAGGCUUAUUUUUUGA